This is a messenger RNA of Geosmithia morbida, 2571 nucleotides long. RefSeq lists its product as uncharacterized. The transcript has a single exon. The record is from RefSeq and is a predicted model, not a curated record. NCBI's taxonomy places the organism in Eukaryota, Fungi, Ascomycota, Sordariomycetes, Hypocreales, Bionectriaceae. The coding region runs from base 1 to 2571 and encodes 856 amino acids.
AUGAGCCGACCCAAUCAUGGAUGGGAUAUGGACCAGCCAAUGCCCCCAGCUGCAUCCAUGAUGCGCCAGAGGGAGAGGGAUCCCGGCGCAUACGGGCCCGGUGCCCCCCGCCGCCAGCAGUACUCUCCUACGAUGGACUCGGACGCUUCUUCUUCGCCCAUCGGAAACCUGAGUCCUCCCCCACGUCGUCACAUCACCUCCCCUCCGUCGUCAGCACAGCCGCCGCCGCCCCCCAUGGGAGCCGCGAUGUCGUCCAAUUCGGCCGCCGCGCCUUCGUCGAGGUCGCGCUUCCCGUUUCGCUCCGAGGGAAAGAUGACCCCCGUCAUCUCGAGACCGACUCACCUGUCAAACUGGCCGCUCCCUUCUGGCUCUCCCGCUGUGCCUUCGCCGUCGGGUUCCACCGGGGCCCCGUCAGGUCGCCCCCUCCGUGCGCCUCCGCGUCCGCCCCGUCCGAGCAGAGUUCCCUCGAUGGUGAACCAGCACCGACCCGAAGAGCCCACGCCCGUGUUCCUGACACACCAGCAGCACGGCAGGGAUGGAGGUGCGGCUACGGAACCCGAGUUGGCUGCCGUGACCCCCAUGACGCCAUCUUCCAGGCUCACCACGUCGUCCAUGGGAACCAUUCCCGAGUUUCCUACCCCUGCGGCCGUUGCCGUUCCCGACAUGCCACCACCGCCCCGGAGGAGUCUCUACCUGGGUCCCCACGCGGCCCGCCGCGGUGUCUCGUCGUACUACUCGACCAUGUCCAACGUCUCGCCCAUCGCCGAGGAGAACAAUAGGUCGCACGGGUCCUACGCCUCGAGCGCGGCCAUGCCCGGCAACUGGUCGCCAUCGUCCCCGCUCUAUAGCAACCCCGACUCCUUCUUCGACGACACCAUGACCGACGUUAGCCGCGAUUCUAUGGGCGACGAGUACGAGGAUAACAGCAACCUCGUGCGGAGCGCAAGCAUCGGUAAGAAGGGGAGGCCGCAGCUUGUCGAGAACAAGGCAGGCAGCUCCGCAAGGCCCUCACCACAGCCCGUGCAGAGGCCAUUCCAGGCCGGCACAGGAUACGUCGACGAGACCAGCAGCUCAUCAGACACAGCGACGCCCGCGGUGACGCCCGCGGUGACGCCCGCAGCCGACGACAGAGCCAACCAGGCGAGCAGGCAGUUCUUCGUCCCCGUGGGCCUGAGGGGCCCGACCGGCAGUGCUGCCGACCUGGAGAAGCAGGACCUCGGCCCACAGCGCCCCUCGGCCCUCCCGCCGGCCCGCUCGAACAGCAGACGACUCUCGGGCCUCAAGCGCCCCCCCAGGCUUGACAUGGACGCCGUCCGUGCCGCCGAGGCCCGAGGCAGCCUCACCAGCCUCCCCGAUCUCAUCAAGAGAGCCACCCGUCUGGCGGCCAUGAUCGAGGGCGGGAGGCGCCCCGCUAGCCGGAUCGAUGGCCUCAACGACUUUCCGGAAAAGUCGGACGGCAAUGCCAAGGACGAUGUGGCGGCCAGACGACACCACUCCGGUCUUUCCGACAUGCUCAAUGCCUUCCCUUCGCCCGCUCAGGCCGGGCCGCAAGAAAGGAGGCGUCGUGGCUCGUGGUUCCCCACCACGUCAUGGCCCCUGGCCCCGAGCCGUCUGCGGGACAUUGGUGAGGUGGACUCGUCAGCAUCGCCUCGACCCGGCCAACAAGCACCUCGCGGAGACGGUGCUGGCAGCGGCGAGAAGAAGCAGAAGAAGAGGGGAUGCUGUUGUGGCCUCCCCAAGUGGGCGAUCGCCCUGCUGGUCCUCCUGGCUCUCUGCCUGCUCGCCGCCGCUAUCGUCCUGCCCCUGGAGGCCUUCGUCUUCAAGAAUCUGGGUGGCAACGACGAUGAGCCAGAGUCGACCACGGAAAGGUGCGCCGCGUCGCUCACGUGCAAGAACGGAGGCACCAGCUACGAUUCGCAGGGGACAUGCUCGUGCAUCUGCACGAACGGCUUCACCGGCCGCGACUGCAGCGUCUCCGGCUCCGAGGGCUGCACCACAACCGACCUGGUGGGCACGGGCCCGUCGUCGACCAUCAGCAACGUGACGCUAGGCACCGCCAUCCCGCGUCUGGUGGAGGAUGCGAGCGCCAACUUCUCGAUCCCUCUCAGCCCUUCGCAGAUCCUGGCCAAGAUCAACUAUGGCGAUCUGUCCUGCCGAGCGCAGAACUCCCUCGUCACCUUCCAGGGCCGCUCAACCCGGCAAGGGCAGUCUUCUGACUCGAGCGUCUCCAGCCUGAAGACGGACGAUGGCGGCAUGGCCAGCAGCAAGGCCAUGGUCCAGCAGCGCCGCGCAGACUCCGGAUCGGACUCGGACGUUGACGCCUCCGGCUUCUUCAGCGCGUCGGAGAACGUCCUCGACUUCGCGCGGGUGGCGGUACUCUACGUCCUCCAGGAAGAGGACGAGACAAGCGCUUCCCAGGCGCAGGCUGCGAUGGAGCAAUUCUUCACCAGGGCCAGCAGACGCCGCGCCAAGAACCGUCAGGCCAUGAAUCUGACUCUCAGCUCGGGCAACACGAUUGACCUUUUGAGCCUACAGAUUAAUGUCGGUGACGGUGAUGUGGGAGGUUCUUAA